Sipha flava (yellow sugarcane aphid) is the source of this 2480-nucleotide messenger RNA. RefSeq lists its product as uncharacterized. Lineage: Eukaryota; Metazoa; Arthropoda; Insecta; Hemiptera; Aphididae. The transcript is spliced from 10 exons. The record is from RefSeq and is a predicted model, not a curated record. The coding region runs from base 241 to 2280 and encodes 679 amino acids.
GUUCAUUAAAAAAAAUUUAAAAUUUGAUUUAUAGCAAAUUUGUUAACGUAUCUGUUAAUUAUAAUAAAAUUUCAUAAGCGUGUGUGGAAAGUAUUAAUGUUUUGAUUCCUAAGACAAUAUUACCUACCUACCUACUGUCCAGUGAUAGAAAUGAAUCAAUUGCAAAUUAGCGGAUACAUUUAAAAAUACAAGUUAAAUGCAACGAACCAAAUAAAUUAAACUUUAUGAUAUAUACACAUAAUGUCUUGCGUGCGGGAAUCAUCACCGCAAUCUGAACAUGUUGUCAAUCAAAGACCAGAACCCAAAAGACGCCGGUUUCAUCCUCUCAGAGGAUUACGUCGGAUAUUCAGACGUAAGGCACCAAGUCCUGAGCCUAACGAAGUCAAAUUGUGUGACGAUAUAAUAGAACCACCUAGUUUAGAUACGUCUCGAAGUCGCUCUACUAGUCAGCUGAUUGACGAGCCAUUUACUAGGAGGCGAAGUUUACACUCCACUUUAUUAAGUGUCAGCCAUGACAGUGUGUUCAACCCUGAACAGCAUUCUGGUCAGUCCGAUUCUGAAUCUGCUGUAUCUGUACCGCGACUAGGAUUUCCACAAGCCAAUAUACAGGCCGAAUUACUCGAAGCUGUAAGAAGACGAAGAAAAGUUCAAGAUGACGAUGAUAGUGAUGAUGUGGACGAAGAAGAUUUGGGACUCCCCCGAAGCCCAUCAAUGCAUUCUCCUACAAUAGCUGCUGGCAAUGAUCUCCUAUUGAGCAAAGAGCUGAUAACUAAAUCUUCACAUAGCACCUGCAGUGAUGGAUCACUCCUUAGUAUGGGAAGUUCAGAAAUGGAUGAAGAUUCUUUCGGAGCUCAUAAUUCUCGACAUUCGUCAAAAGUAUCAUUAUAUGACAAACGUACUUCUCAAACUCACCUAGACAGUUCAGAUGGUGAUUCUUCGACUAGCGUUCCCCUUAGUCAUAGUGCAGCUAAACACCGAAUGGCAAUCAGGCCUAAAAGAAAGCACGGCAAUCCUCGAAGCAAAAAACCGCUUACCGUUGCGAAUGCUCUUCCCGCAACUCCCGAAGUAAACGAAGAGCACUCUGGCCGGUCAGCAUCGCCCGAAACGAAGCCUCAAACCACCGAUACAGCAGAUGGCACCACUAUUACCACCAGUCCCAUCACCAUUACCACUUUAACCACCACUACCACUACCACCUCCAUCACCGCCAUUACAACCGCCGCCGACGACGGUUCUUGCACCGCCGCUUCUGUAACGCCCGGGUCCUGUGACCUGGACACGUCGGUCGACGAAAUUUCCGUGGAAAACGUUCCGCGGCGCGAAGAGGGCUUUUUUCACCGCUUGUUGUCGCGCCGAAGUACCAAGAAAAAGCCCACAGCCAAGUCCACGUCGACCGAAGACGUCGAUGUGGACCGAUUUUUGUUUGACGAGACGAUGGGCGCGAAACCGAGGCAGCGCGAAGAACCACCGCCGGCGGGUCGCAUGCAAGUGUCGUAUCCGCCGGAUUUGCCACCCGACCAUCAGCCGUACACCGACGGCGGCGGUCACGUGUCGACGCACGUGUUGGCCGAAGAGAUUUUUGAGUCGGACACGUUCGCCCCGAUCAAACAGUCGUUCAGCCUUGGCCAGCAGACGGCCUCUACUGACGAGGACGCGACUUCCACCGGCGGCGGGUCUUCGGUGCAGAAGUCGUCGUCUUCGGACAGCGUGUCAAGCGCCGCGUUGGACGAGCCCACGGCCGGCGCGGAGUCGGUGACCACGACCGAACGUUGCCGCAGUUAUAGCUCCAGCGAUUCGGAACACCACGUCAACGGGCAUCUCCACGUUCAACGUGCGUUUCCCGUGCCGGCGCCGCGCCUCUCUAAACUGUACAACGGCGGUGGUGGUGGUGGUGGCGUCGGUGGUGCGCCCGUGGACGUGGUAGUGCGCAGGAAAAAGCGUGACGAUCAGCAGCCCGAACUGUUCAAGGUGUUCGCGCGGCGGUCGUUGAAGUUGGGCAAGGACGGCGAACCGGAGCUGCUGCUGGUGGCCGGCGACUGUGCGGAUGACGGCGGUGGCGGUGCCAAUGAAGAAUACAAGGAGUGUGCUGACGAAAUCACCGUGGUACCGUCCGAAAACGAAGUGGUCGUGGUCGUUGUGGACAAUAAGCCCGAAGUGGACGUGAACGAGAAUCAGACGCCGCCGGUAGCUCCGGCGAUCGAAGUCGUGCCCAGGUUCAAGCGCAUCCAGCAGCGCCGAGAGGAGUGGGAGAAGAGAUUACUGCAGCAGCAACGGAAUUGAGCCAAGUUAUAUCGACCCAUAUCCUCAGUUUUCCUUUCCUCCCGCGUUCGCCAAUCAUUCGUGGCUCCCCUCACCUUAGCCCACUAGCAGUGUGCAGUAAAUCAUUUUUAAGCAAUAUUAUAAAUAAUCGCUUUUACAUUUUAUAUAUAUAUAUAUAUAUAUUUCAAUUUUCCUUUUUAUAUACACGGAACGGUGCUAGA